Molecule: messenger RNA, 582 nt
Organism: Brassica oleracea var. oleracea
Lineage: Eukaryota; Viridiplantae; Streptophyta; Magnoliopsida; Brassicales; Brassicaceae
Product: glutamic acid-rich protein-like
Exons: 2
Coding region: 1-582 (193 amino acids)
Source: RefSeq, a predicted model, not a curated record
AUGGAUCCCAAGCAACCAGUGGUUCUGCAGCUUUUAGAGAGCUUGAAAGAUUCAUACAUGAGCAAUGAUUUCAAGACAUGUCAACAGUUGUUGGGUCAGCUCAAGGACAUUGUGGAUCAAAAGGCAAGUCUUGAUGGAACAGAUAAUGAACAACAACAACUUGGAGAAUUGAGCAAUCCUCCUCUUGACAUGAAGUCAGUCGACCCCAGUCUUUGGGAGGUAGAGGAUGCAGAGGAUGAUCAGGAUCAAGAGCUUGAUGACUAUAACAAGAUCCCUUAUGAUGCAGAAUGGAUCGCCAAAACCAAUUGCGUGGAGUACCCUGCAACUAUCGAUGUCAAGGAAGAUAAUAAAGAGGAGGAUAAUGCAAAAGAGGAUGAAGAGGAGGAUGAUCAUUCUGGCGCAGAAGAGGAUGAAGAGUAUGUAGUGGAUGAAGAGAGCUCAGAAGAGGAUGAAGAGGAUGAUGCAGAAAAGGAUGAAGAUUAUGAAGUGGAUGAAGAGGAGGAUGAUGAUUCUGGCUCAGAAGAAGAUGAAGAAAUCCAGCAGCCUUUACGUCGAUCAUCGCGGAUCAAGAAUGUUAAGUAG